AUGCGAACAGCGCAGAGCAAGAGAGGCGAUUGGAUUUUUCAAAAGCUUUGUUUAUUUUUAAGAAACAAACAAACUAACAACGCGAGCGUGUGACGGAAGCCAUCAACCGCGCGUCUGCCGACCUCCUCAAAAUCCUCGCUUCUCUCUCUCUCUCUCUCUUUGUCUCUCUGGGUUCAGAGUACAAAAUCCCAUCCGACUCCAACAACACUCCGACUCUCUCAUCAGUCCCUGCUUUCCAACUUCCAACUUCCGAACCCCAACAUGGGCUUCCUCCAACGCCUCUUCGGAUUCGUCAACAAAAAGUCAAAGGACAAGAAGAAAAGGAGCUUAGCGCCGGACCCUGCCAACACCCCAACGACUCCGUCCCGAGUCGUCGGCGACCUGGACCCCAACAAGCACGCCAUAGCCGUCGCGGCUGCCACCGCGGCUGUGGCUGAGGCGGCGCUCGCGGCGGCUCAUGCGGCGGCCGAGGUUGUCAGGCUAACAAGCACCGGGCCGCCACGUGCCCCCUCCGCGCCCCAUCGUCGGUGGACGGCGGAGUCCGCCGCUGUCAAGAUACAGUCCGCUUUCCGUGCUUAUCUGGCGAGGAGGGCGCUGAAGGCACUAAAAGCACUGGUGAAGCUUCAAGCAUUGGUGAGAGGACACAUGGUGAGAAAGCAAACUGCAGACAUGCUAAGGCGCAUGCAGACAUUGGUUCGAGUCCAGGCCCGAGCACGUGCAACUCGCAAACACUUGUUGGAUUCCUUUCUUUCUGCUGGCAAAUCCUCCCACUUAUUUCACCGUGUCCCUGCAACUCCAGACUUAAGUGAUCGCCAACUUCGUGCUUGUAGCACCAAAUUUGAUGGCGCCUCAGUCUUAAAGAGAUGUGGUUCAAAUUCAAACUUCAGGGACAUCAUCGACCUAGACAGAGCAAACGGUGGUUCAAACUGGUUAGACCGGUGGAUGGAAGAGAGUUUAUUGAACAAUCGUCGAGACAGUUCGUUGAAAAAUGUGCAUGCCGAUGAUGAGAAGAGCGACAAGAUUCUUGAAGUGGAUACUUGGAAGCCGCAUUUGAAAUCCCAACAAAGUAACAGAAGCUCUCAGACACCACAGCAUGUUUUUUCUUCUGAUUUUAACAAGGAGAGCUUUAUGACAUACAACUCUCCAACAAAAGCUCCGAACCCGGUUCCGGCUCCAGCUACUCAAUCUUCCAGGGAGCUUUUAUCUCUCAACUCUCUAUCAUUAGGAAAAGAUGAAGCAGCAGCUGCAAGGACUGCUGAGAACAGCCCACAAAUGUAUUCUGCAACAUCUAGGCCAGGAAGUAGUGCCAGAAGAGGUCCAUUCACGCCCGCACGGAGCGAGUGCGCGUGGGGCUUUUUAAGCGGGUACUCGGGUCACCCUAACUACAUGUCUAACACCGAAUCAUCUCGUGCUAAAGUUCGGUCACAGAGUGCCCCAAGGCAAAGGCUCGAGUUUGAAAAUUUUGGUUCAACCAGGAGGUCUGUUCAGGGGGUUUGGGAUGCAGGGAUUAAUGCAGAUAGGGGUUUUUCCCCACAAGCUUAUCCUGCCUCUACCCGCUUGAAUAGAGUUGGGAGCUCUAGUUUUAAGUGAUUUUUCUAUGUAUGGCAAGCAAUGCUAGAGUUGUAAUUAUUUGACAUGGGCACUCAAUGUUCUCAACUAUAAGAUUAUGUACCAUAUUUGUCCA
Messenger RNA from Corylus avellana, 1684 nucleotides. RefSeq names its product protein IQ-DOMAIN 24. The record is from RefSeq and is a predicted model, not a curated record. NCBI's taxonomy places the organism in Eukaryota, Viridiplantae, Streptophyta, Magnoliopsida, Fagales, Betulaceae. Gene Ontology annotation, molecular function: protein binding.